AUGUCUGCGCCAAUCAAGACGCUGUUGAGCCGAUCGUUGUUGCGACAAGCUCGACCUGCAUCUAUACCUCGUCAUCGAUACCUCGCGACUAUCCGAGUAGCCCAGCAAGCCGCCUCCCGGAGCUUCACUGUCUCGUACCGGCGAAGAGAUGCUGCUUCAGACACCUCAGAGCCCCACCACAGUGUCAAAUACACAACAGAUUCGUAUGACAUAGAACGAAACCCGGCCUUUGCAGAAAUCAGUGCCGAAGAUGUGCAACAUUUCAAAUCGAUACUGGGCGAUGACGCGGCAGUGAUUGACGGAGUUACGCAAGACGCGACGGAUGACAUCGAGGCAUAUAACAAAGACUGGAUGAACAAGUACCGAGGGCACACCAAGCUUGUGGUCCGGCCGAAGUCAACAGAAGAGGUCAGCCAGAUCUUGAAAUACUGCAACGAGCGGAAACUGGCCGUUGUACCCCAGGGAGGCAACUCAGGCCUGGUCGGAGGCAGUGUCCCGGUUUUCGAUGAGAUCGUUCUGAAUCUGGGCCGGAUGAACAAGAUUAGAAGUUUUGACGACGUGAGUGGCAUCCUUGUGGUCGAUGGUGGUGUCAUUCUGGAGGUAGCAGACAAUUAUCUUGCAGAGCAGGGCUACAUCUUCCCGUUGGAUCUCGGUGCCAAGGGUUCAUGUCAGAUCGGCGGCAAUGUUGCUACGAAUGCUGGAGGUUUAAGGUUUCUUCGAUAUGGAUCAUUACACGGCAAUGUCCUGGGCAUCGAGGCAGUCUUGCCUGACGGGACCAUCCUUGACGACCUGAGCAAGCUCAAGAAGAACAACACAGGCUACGACAUCAAGCAGCUGUUCAUUGGCGGCGAAGGUACGAUAGGCGUCAUCACAGGUGUGUCGGUCGCAUGUCCUCGACGGUCCAAUGCGGUCAACGUUGCCUUUUUUGGCCUCGAAUCCUUCGAGAAGGUUCAGCAGGCUUUCAAAGAGGCCAAAGGCCAGCUUGGCGAGAUCCUGUCCGCGUUCGAGCUUAUGGACGGCACGAGUCAGGACUUCGUAAAGAAAGUGACUGGCAACAAGCAUCCUCUUGAGGGCGAGUAUCCGUUUUACUGCCUGAUCGAAACGAGUGGCUCGAACGCCGAGCACGAUCAGGAAAAGCUAGAAGCAUUUCUGGAGCACGUCAUGGGCGAAGAGAUUGUUGCAGACGGCACUCUCGCACAGGACGACACACAAAUCAAGGCACUGUGGGCGUGGCGAGAAGGCAUCACGGAAGCCCUCGGACAUGCAGGCGGCACAUACAAAUACGACGUCUCCAUCCCCUUGAAUGAGCUGUACAAACUCGUCGAAGAGUCCGAGCGCGGCGAGUCGAAAGCGCUCGGCGUUGUGGGCUACGGACACAUGGGCGAUUCGAACCUCCAUCUGAAUGUGCCCGUCAAGAAGUACUCCAAGGAGAUCGAAAAGGCGCUUGAACCUUACGUCUACGAAUGGAUCCAGAAGCGAAGUGGCAGCAUCAGUGCCGAGCAUGGUCUGGGCAUUGCGAAGAACAAGUUCAUCGGGUACAGCAGAAGUGACACCAUGAUCGGACUGAUGAAGCAGAUCAAGAAUCUGUAUGAUCCGAAUGGGAUCAUGAAUCCAUAUAAAUACCUAACAUAG
Molecule: messenger RNA, 1632 nt
Organism: Cyphellophora attinorum
Lineage: Eukaryota; Fungi; Ascomycota; Eurotiomycetes; Chaetothyriales; Cyphellophoraceae
Product: putative D-lactate dehydrogenase mitochondrial
Exons: 2
Coding region: 1-1632 (543 amino acids)
Cellular component (GO): mitochondrion
Molecular function (GO): catalytic activity; FAD binding
Source: RefSeq, a predicted model, not a curated record